Bursaphelenchus okinawaensis is the source of this 2141-nucleotide messenger RNA. NCBI's taxonomy places the organism in Eukaryota, Metazoa, Nematoda, Chromadorea, Rhabditida, Aphelenchoididae. The record is from the annotation of a GenBank genome assembly.
AUGUCAGCGUUAACUGAAGGAACAUCUUCAUGGUAUCACGCAUUGGAACAGCGUGAAUAUGGUCAGAAUCCUCUCAAAAGCAUCGAUCCGAUUCAGAGACACACCAAGAAGACAUUAUAUCAACGGGAUGUGAAAGGCCACAUGGGCUGUGUAAACGCAUUGGAGUUCUCAGCAGAUGAACAAUAUUUAUUGAGUGGUAAGAAUAACAUCUAAAUUGUCGUAUGUUUAGGCGGAGAUGACUGUCGAGUCUUCUUGUGGAACACACACGACCUUAUGUUAUCCGAGAAACCAGUGCCUUGCAGGAUCAUGGACGAGAGUCACAACUCUAAUAUAUUUGCGGUAGACUUUUCCAUUGACAACAAAACGGGAUAUUCAGCUGGGAACGACAGAAUGUUCUAUGCUCACGACAUUGAAACAGGUCUAGGAUUAUAUAAUUUGAGUGGUGGAGGUCCGUUUCACAGGAUUGAUGCUCAUGUGAGUUGGCUGAGCUUAAUUUUAUAAUAAUUUAGGGAUGAAGUAGAUUACUAACGUUCGUUUUUCAAAGCUAACUGAUUUGUUACCUAAUUUUAGCCGACUUCGGAGAAUAUUUGCGUGGCUACUAACGAAGAUGGCAAGUUUCAUAUUAUUGAUACUAGAGCAAAAGAACAGACGGCUUACAAUGUCAGUUGUAGUGCUUAUUCUGCUGUUUACAAUCCACAGCAUCCAGAGUUGCUUCUGAUUGCUACACGAAAGAAGGGAAUGUCGAUCAGAGACAUCAGGAAGCCGGAAGAGUAAGUUCACCGCUAAUAGAUUGUUAAUAAAAUUUAAUAGUUAGUUUAUUUUACAAUUGCUACGUCAAAGGGAAGUGUACUAUUAUACACUAUAAAUGUUAAUUUAAUUUUUAGAGACAUGGUCACAUUUGCCAGCAACGGUUCGAACUGUACAAGAAAGGCGACGUUUGCUCGGUGGUCGCCAAAUGGAGAAGCAGCAGCUGCUGUUAUUUCUGGAUCGGGUUUGAUAUAUCUCAACGUAAGUCAUCUUUAUUAUUAUAUUAUUGUUUUAGAUAUUAUCUGAUAACAUGGUUAAACUGAACGAUCCGGAAUAUCUGAAUUCGUGCACAUUAAAGUCAUGCGAGUUCAUUGGAGAAGAUUACUUGUUAUGUGGAAGCGACAAAUGGGAUAUUUAUGCUUGGAAACUGCCGACUGGUGAUAGCAAUGGUAAUCUUGUUUUAAUUAAGUUACUGAUGCUUUUUUUUAUUUUAGCUUUGGUAUGGAAUAUUAUGUUUUACGUUGUUUUUGUUUUCAGUCGAAAGCGUGUCAGAGGCUGUUAAACUAAAGGGUCACCGGUCAAUUGUGAAUCACAUUCGUUACAGUCCAGCAAAUAAUAUUAUUGCUUCAUCUGGAGUCGAAAAGGUUAUUAAGGUAAAGGAGUAUAUUUAUACAAACAAUAAUCGCUUAUUACAUAUAUUAAACUGCUUGUUGAUCUGUUAUAGAUAUAGCUAAAUAUAAAACUUUGGUGUUUGAUAUAGUAACUAAUCGUUCGACUUUCAGUGUUGGUCGCCUUACAAACUUCCAGAAGCCUACAGAGACCCGGUGAGACGAGAAAUGUGUGAUCCAUUUUCAAUCAGCAGAUACCUCCAAGAGAACGACCUGGACUCGGUCGAAGAAGAUUUGGCCACGUUGGGACAGUUCGAUCAUUAUUUGGUACGGUCUAAGUCUUCAUGAAGUCUUUUCUGAUAAAUUGACAUUAGAUGCUUUGUUUAUGAUACGUUUAUAAAAAAGUUCUUUUGAUAAUGUAAUUUAUGUUGCAGAGACAAGCGAUGAGCACUUCUGGAACGGCAUUGGACGAUUCAAGCGAUGACAGCGACUUUGAAAAUGGAGAUAUUGGCGAACUUCUCAGAUUUGCUGUCGUUAGGUUUAACCAGGUAGGCUUCUUCUGUUGGUUGUCGUACUUUUUUUUCUGAAAGCCAUUUGGUUAUUACUGUCUCAAUUGAUUUAGCAUUAAUAUAGUUUGUUCUUUUGAUUCCUUUUUACGACCUUUUACAAUUUCAGUACGACGAUACGUUGAGUGAUAUGGUGACGGACGAAGAAUAUGCCAAUGAAAUUCCGUUUUCUGAAUCCAGCACAGAAAACGAAGAAGACCUGGAAACAGAAGUUGAAUGA